Closterium sp. Naga37s-1 is the source of this 1840-nucleotide messenger RNA. The record is from the annotation of a GenBank genome assembly. NCBI's taxonomy places the organism in Eukaryota, Viridiplantae, Streptophyta, Zygnematophyceae, Desmidiales, Closteriaceae.
UCGCAGCUCGCCUGUUUCCGACUGAAGGAGCUUAAGGACGUGUUGGGCCAUCUAGGUCUCUCAAAAUCCGGCAAGAAGCAGGUGCUGGUGGAUCGAAUUGAAGCGCUCUUAUCAUCCCCAUCUGUCCCCUUCAACGGCCGCGUGCCCACCAUCACUCCCACGCAAGUAGCCGAGUUCAUUCAAGAGACAUACAGGUCGCUGCGAAGCACUGGGCAGCAGGGCGACACGCCAGUCGCCUCCCCAGUGCAGCAUCAGAGGGGGCGAGAGGAGAUGCCUUGUUGUGUCUCUACGAAGCACUGGGCAGCAGGGGGACACGCCAGUCGCCUCCCCAGUGCAGCCGCAGAGGAGACGCGAGGAGAGGGUCGACAGGGACGUGGGGGAGGGCGCGGAGGAGCGGAGACAGCUGGUAGGGCGGAGACAGGUGCUAGGGUAGAGGUAGUGGGUAGGACAGAGGCGGGAGCACAGGAAGACGGGAAUAUGGCUCCUGAUGGAGGCUUCGCUUCCCCGCAGCAGCAGCAGCAGCAGCAGCAGCAGCAGCAGCAGCAGCAACACCACCACCAGCAGCAGCAGCAAAGUAGACAUGGGCAUGGGCAUGGGCACGGGCAUGGGCAUGGGCAUGGGUCAUCUAGGGGAGUGAAAACAGAGCCAGGCGGGGGAGGGAGGGCUAGUAAGAGGGCGGCUGCUGGAAGGGGGGAUGUGUACGGGCAGCAGCAGCAGCAGGUGGAGGUGAUUCGGUGCGUUUGCUUACGAAACUUUGACAACGGGAAGACUAUGAUCCAGUGCGAGGGCCAGGGUUGUGGCGUGUGGCAGCAUGUGAAGUGCGUCAUUCUGCCAGAGAACCCGCCUCUCACGGGAGACACCUCUGCAGCGCCCCAGCCUGACCUUCCCCUCCCGGAACACCACUACUGCGAGCUCUGCCGCAUGGCCCGGGGUGACCCCUCUGCCGCAUGGCCCGCGGCGACCCAUAUCAGAUUUUCUGUCCCUGUGGCCAAUCCGAUGCCACCAACUGCGCUCAUUCGCCUGCCCGGGGACAACAACCAAGUGCUGCAGCGACUAGAGCACACCUUCACUCUCACCCCACACGACCUCUCUCUGCUCAGACGCCCGCACCACUACCUGCAGGUGUGGUGUGUAUUGCUAAAUGACAAGACUGCCAACCGCAUGCACUGGCCUGCAUACCCACAACUGCAAAUCAACAGUCGCAGUGUGCGGGUCACCAACCGUCCGGGGCAGCAACUGCUGGGAGCAAACGGCCGCGACGACGGGCCCUCGAUAGCAGAGGCGUGCCAUGCAGGGGACAACCACGUGGCACUGGCUGCCAUUGACAAGCGCCCCUUCUGCAUUGGUGUUCGCAUCAUCCGCAAGCGAUCGUUUGAUGAGGUGAUGGCCAUGAUUCCACCUCUGGACGUAGGGGAGUCACUCGAAUCCGCUCUCGCUCGAGUGAAGCGCUGUAUGACUGCCUAUUAUCACACCUGCCUCCCCUCUUCCCCUGUUGAUUUUGGAAGCUGGUUGAUUAUUUUGGUCGAUUGCUCACACCCUCCUCCCCCUCUUUCCCAGAUGAGCGGCUCGCGCAUUCGAGAGGCGGGGCGGUUCAGGGAGUGUGCGCACAUGGGGUGCUUCGACCUGCACACAUUCAUUGAGAUUAACCAACGCGCUCGCAAGUGGCAGUGUCCGGUGUGCAUGAAGCUCUACGCGCUCGACUCACUCAUCAUCGAUCCCUUCUUCCACCGCGUCUGUGAGGAGAUGGCUCAGUAUGACAGUGACGUCACUGACAUUCAACUGAGGGGCGACGGCACGUGGCGGCCCAAGCUGGAAUCUCUUCACACCUCGUCCAAAGCAG